GAGGCUACAGGUAAACUCAACACACAGUCUCUCGCGUUCCAUCGUUACGCCGACACACAAAGGCACCGGCUCACGUGCACUCGAUUUUCGUUAACGAGAAGCCUUCGUUGUAAGGAUUAUAGUGAUUUCAAAGUGGACGAAGAGUAGUUACGCGUGGGAAAAGCGAAAGAAAAGGAGAAAGAGUGAUUUUUUUUGCUAUUGUUGUUGUUCUGAAGGCAAUGCGAUUGUGAGUGGGCUGUGAGGACGAGGCGAAACACCUGUGACCUAAACACAUGACUUGGACACCUGUUGCAUGUCUGUCUGUGUUAGUACCUGUUAGACGAGGCGAUGAACCGUAAUAAUGAGUUGCACCAGCACGAAUAGUGACUUUGGAUAUAUGCAGGGCAAGUGUUUGAGAUGCUCCAUCAUGUAAGCUCUCAGGGAUAAUUAGCAUACAAGAUCCGAAGGUGUGAUCGAGUCAAGAAAACUGAAUUCUUUUGCUACUGUAACAAAACUCCCAGACAACUUGUGAAGACGGUAAAGAGUAUUAACACGAACGAGUGAGAAUUCCAGUGAAGAAUUCCUUACGAACGAAAACGGCGUCUGGUGUGAAUUUCUGACAUAAGAAAAUAAUAAUUGUGCUUUGAAGGAACAGACAAACAUUACGAAACACUUAGAUACGAAAAAUAUAAAGUUGAAUAUGUGAUUCUUUCUAUUUCAUAAUCUCUAGUGCCACACCUGGUUUAGUUUGGCCUAAUACUGUGAGGCACGAGUACAUUCACCUCUCACUGAAAAAAGAUAAAUAGAACGUAUAUCUUACCAAACGAAAGACAAAAACAACAUUAAUAAACGAAAUAGUGAAACACUUAAAAAACAAUAACAAAUAAAUGGAAUUCUAAUUAACCAGAUUCUACUAGACUCGAACUCACUCUUCCCUAUAGAGAAAAAAGUUCCCUCUCAGCCAUGGCGGCCGAAAUUGCCGUCAACUUCGGCACUCUAGCAGCCACGGUGCUUCCUAAACUCGGCGAUGCUAAUGGCUCCCUCUACGAUGACGUGCUGCUCGUCUUUCCCGCUUCGUCCGACUCCGGCGCCGACGGCAGCACGAUCGGAAUUUCGGGAGUCGGACAGAUCUACGAGGGCCAGGUGCGCGUCGGCAUCGGGAGGCCUCCUGUCACCAUGGGCGCCGGCGGGGAUAUAGGCCUGCACGGGAACCUCGGGGCUGGGCAGGUGCCGAGUACCAAACCCUUCGGAGCGGAGGAGGUGAGUAAGAGAUUCAUUGAGUAUAGAGAAUAAGGCGUUCCAGAUGCACUCGCGCAGACACACACGCGCGCAUCUGCUUCUGCAUAGUUUUGUGGAAUUACAAUAUCCAUGGUAUUUAUCUUUAAAUUUUUAUAUAUCUUUGAAGAGUAUAUCCAUCAUGUAAACUACAUGACCUAUGAAAUGAAUAUUAGAACCUAG
Messenger RNA from Penaeus chinensis, 1437 nucleotides. RefSeq lists its product as uncharacterized. The record is from RefSeq and is a predicted model, not a curated record. Lineage: Eukaryota; Metazoa; Arthropoda; Malacostraca; Decapoda; Penaeidae. Bases 943 to 1272 code for a protein of 109 amino acids. The transcript is spliced from 2 exons.